Messenger RNA from Sinocyclocheilus rhinocerous, 822 nucleotides. RefSeq names its product heterogeneous nuclear ribonucleoprotein A2 homolog 1-like. NCBI's taxonomy places the organism in Eukaryota, Metazoa, Chordata, Actinopteri, Cypriniformes, Cyprinidae. The coding region runs from base 1 to 801 and encodes 266 amino acids. Gene Ontology annotation, biological process: mRNA splicing, via spliceosome. Gene Ontology annotation, cellular component: catalytic step 2 spliceosome. The transcript is spliced from 5 exons. The record is from RefSeq and is a predicted model, not a curated record. Gene Ontology annotation, molecular function: mRNA 3'-UTR binding.
AUGGAGCACCAGACAGGCGAAAGUUCAAGUCUGAUCAUUAGGCCUAAUUGUGUGUUUUAUUGUGAACGGGGUCGUGACAGUAAGGAGCCAGAGCUCCUCAGUUUUGAGACCACAGAGGACAGUUUGCGAGCUCACUUUGAGCAAUGGGGCAAACUCACUGACUGUGUGGUAAUGAGAGAUCCAGCUAACAAACGCUCUCGAGGUUUCGGCUUUGUGACGUAUUCCUGUGUAGCGGAGGUUGAUGCUGCUAUGGCAGCGCGGCCACACAAAGUGGACGGUCGUGUCGUUGAGCCCAGACGGGCCGUUUCCAGAGAGGUGCAGUUACAUACAUUUAAACCAGAAAGCUCCUUAAUGGGACCAGGGUUGGGAACCACUGUGUUAACCCAUCGCAAUCAAUCAAUCAAUCACUCAUAUUUCAUGAAGCUCAGACUGAAAUUAUUAGCGUUGAAGUACAUGUUUAUGCUUGUGUCUCUGGUGGUGGGUGGAAACUAUGGUGGGGGUCCUGGCUGUGGAGGUGGACGUGGAGGAUACGGUGGAGGUCCUGGAUAUGGUAACCAAGGUGGAGGGGGCUUUGGAGGAUAUGACAACUACAACGAUAGAGGAAAUUUUGGAGUUCUGCUAAUAACACAAAUUUUUUUUUUUGGUGGCGGUGGAGGAGGACGAAAUUACAACAAUUUUGGGAAUUACACAGGACAACAUUCCAACUACGGCCCCAUGAAGGGAAAUCACUUUGGAGGAAGGAACUCGGGACCUUACAGUGGUACAGAAAAUCCAGUACACUGCAUGCCACAUCAAAAGUGAAACCACUGCGUGUGAGCCUGA